AUGGACCCGGAGAAGCUGGGCCAGUUCACGGCGGACCGGCUGCGUGCGGCGGUGGCCCCGCCGCGGCCCAACGCCAGCCCGCAGAUCCGCCUGCUGCACCAGUCCCUGGCCUCCGGGGACCCGGCCCUGGCAGCCACUACCUUCCGGGACCUGAUCUUCCGCCGGCUGCGCAACAACUUCAACUACCACCAGCUGCCCUUCCGGUAUGAUGGGAGCCAUGCGCCGCCGCUGCCGGCCGGCAGCACCCCCCCGGGCGGGCCGACCGCCCCCAUCCAGCCGCCCCCCACCAGCACCGUGCCGACGCCGACCGAGCCGCCCACCACCACGCCGGAGCCGUCGGUGGACGACCCGCCAGCCCGGUGGCCACGCGAGGAUGAGCCCGAGCCAUUGUGGAUCCUGAACCAGGCCCGCUGGGCCAGCGAGGUGGCCUCAUGCAUCCGGCGCGAUGUGCUGCGCCUGCUGCAGGAUGACGUGGUCACUUGCGACCAUGGGGGGCUGGCCCAGCCGGGAGCCGACCGGGCAGCGCGGAAAAUCGGCGGGGUGACUCGCGCGCGCAUGGGCCCGCGCGGCCGGUGGAACUGGUGCGCCGUGCCGCUGGCCGGGUCGGCCGGGGUCCAGCCCCCGGCCAACACCGUCCCCUCCAGCGUGCCCAGCGCCGAGGAGGACAUGGCCUUCUCGCGGGCGGUGGUGACGCUGAAUUACGCGGCCGGGCCGCUGCUCCGGGCCUACGAGACCAAGGCCCUGUCCGGGGUGCUCGGUGGCCAGGCGGCCGCCGACCGGGCCCUGCUCCAGGCAUGGGCCGACAUCACGGUCGACUGGGCCACCCGCAUGCCGGCCCAGGCCACCCGGACGGCCACCAACCCGCGGUUCUACUUCAUCACCUGCACCCUGAGCAUGCUGCUGGGCUUCCUCGGGGAGCUGACGCGCAUUGCGGCCGUCCGGCCGGAGCCGGAGGCCCAGCUGCCGGCCGAGGCCCUGACCCUGGCCAUGAUCACGGCCCUGGAGGAGCUGGUCGGCGUGACGGUCAUGCAAAUGCGCCAGACGGCCGCCAACCACCGGUCCGCGGCCCUGGCCUCGCUGACCAUGGUCGGGCUGAUGUUCGACGAGCUGCGCAUCGGGCGCUGGGCCAUUCGCGAAGCCCGCCGCCACUGGAUGGCCCUCUGGACCACGGGCCGGCUGAAUUUGGACGGCGCCCCGCUCGAGUGGAAUGACCAUGCCCACGAGGCCAUGGACAACCUGUACCUGGGGAAUCUCAUUCGCCGGUUGUGGCUCUUUUCCCUGAGCCACCCGGCCCUGGUCGGGUGGUUUGUCCGGCCCCCGCGGGACUUCCUCAUCGGCACGCAGGACCAUGCCGCCGGCGACCGGCUGCCGAGGGUGGUGGUGCCCGGGCAGGGGGCCGCCGCGGCCCGGGCCGAUGCCACGCCGGCCGAGGGGGACCCGUGGCCCACGGCCCCGGAGCCCCCGCCGAAGGUGUGUCCCUUUGGGGAUGAUGGCCGCCGGUGCACCUUCUGGUGUCCCUGUGGCCGGGAUGCCAGCUUCAUCCGGCCGCCCCGGCAGCGGCCAUACCCCCCGCAGCCGGAGGCCCAGGCCGCCGGGGCCGGCCAGCUGGCACGCAUCACGGCCGCCGACGCCGGGCCCAUCGGCAUUGCGGACGCCCCGCCGGCGGCCGUGCCCCAUGGGUUCGGCGCCGGCGAGCCGGUGGACGACCUGUACGAGGGCGAUGACCUGGGCGGCGUGACGGCCGACGGGCCGUUGGAUCCGCAGCAGCGCGGCGCCGCGGCGCCGGCCUGGCUCCAGGUGGAGUCCAUCCGCCGGCUGGCCUACACCAGCUCCCUGCUUCGGCGCAUCAAGCAGGAUGGCUUCAGCCACCGGGCCGGCAACACCAGCGGCCAGGCGCGCUGCCUGCACUCGGCCUUCAUCGGCGAGGUGUGCUUCGCCGACGCCGGCGGCGGUCCCGGCGUCGGGGGCCCCCAUGUGGAUGCCACGGUGCUGCUGUCGGUGCAGCAAAUAUGCGUGGACCUGCGCAACAUGAUUGCCGACAUGCCCCGCCCCGGGCGCGAGGGCAUCGCCCGCGAGGUCGAGUGGCGCCAGCGCUACUACCUGGUCCCGCAGACCAUCGUCUCGCCGUACAGCCUCAAGCGGCCGGACUAUGUGCGCGUCACGCAGGAGCUCCUGGAGGAGGCCCGCGUGUGGCUGGAGCUGAAUCCGGAGUAUCGGCGCUGGGUCCGGGAGCAUGUCCUCCCGGCGGACCCGGCCCCGGGCCACGACCAGCACACCACCGACGAAGACCCGGCCCCCGAGCACCUGGCCCGGGAGGAGUGGACCGGCGAGGGGCGCCUGACCGUCCUGCCGGAUGAGCAGGGCCACGAGGCGGCCGCCUGUGUGCUGGCGCCCGCGGUGGCCGAGGCCUCGGCCGGCGGGGCCUCCCGGGAGCCCCGGCGCGCCAGCUCCCGGUGGAUGUGCCCGAGGCUCCGGCGCCAGCGCGAUCGCGAGCUCCUCGGCUACCAUGAGGCAGCGGCCGCGGCCGCGGCCGGGGGGCGGGGCAUUCGCCGGGGCAUGCUGCUCGAUGGUGAGGACCCCGCCGGGCUGGGUGUGCCGGCUGCCUUGACGGCUGUGGGGCCGGGCGUGCCGCGGCGGAACCGCGCGUGUCCCCCGCCACCGGCCACCACCGGCGCGCCGCCGGCCCUGGUUCAGCGCAUGCUCGGCUUCCUGGGUGCCCGGCCGCCAGCAACCGGCACGGUCGGCGCCCUGGCCAUGGCGGACGCGGCCGGGGGGCUGUCCUCGGCCGCGGACGAGGUCCAGGCGCUGACCGGCAAGAAGACUCGCAACCCGGACAAGGUCCGCAAAAAGAUCAAUCCCCUCCCCGAGGUCCUGGAGCCGGAAACCGGCAACGAGGGCCGCAAGGAGCGCAAGAAGAAGAACACCGAGCCCGGGCUCGAGCCGGGCACCGGCGGAGGCGACGUCGAUACUGGUGGGGACACUGAGCCCGAGCAGCCGAGUCCGGGCCCGGGACCUGAUCCGGGACCUGAUCCGGGUCCUGAUCCGGGACCUGAUCCCGGUCCUGAUCCCGGUCCUGAUCCCGGUCCUGAUCCCAGUCCUGAUCCCGGUCCUGAUCCUGGCACUGUGCCUGAGCCCGAUCCGGGGCCCGAUCCUGGCACUGUGCCUGAGCCCGAUCCCGAUCCGGGCACCAAGCCCGAUUCCGGCGGUGAACUCGAUCCCGGCACCAAGCCUGACCCCGGCACCGACCCCGGCACCAAGCCUGACCCCGGCACCGACCCCGGCACCAAGCCUGACCCCGGCACCGACCCCGGCACCGACCCCGGUCAAGGAGAUGGCGGCGGCGAGACCGAGCCCGAGGGGCCGAAUCCCGGCACCGACCCCGAGACCCCGGACCCGGGCGAUGGCGAUGACGACACCCCCCCGGUGGACCCGGAGGAGGAGGAUCUGAAGAACAACCUGCCCGUCCGGUACCCGGUCCCCCUGGGCUCGACACUGGCCGACCCGAUCCCCAUGGCCCUGGGCUGUGCGCUGAGCACCACGCCGGAGGUUUUCCGCCAAUUCCCGGAGAAGGCCGUGGCCCGGAGCGUGGUCGGCAGAUUGCACAUGCACCUGCUGCCGCUGGACUUCCAGGAUGCCGAGGCGCGCCGGCGCCUGCCGGAGCCAGUCCGCUCUAACAAGGGCAGGGACCCGCAAGCCGAUCUCGGCCCCUCGAUGAAGGCCGUCAUCGGCACGACCCCCCCGUGGAAGAUUGACGGCUGGCUGCCGGUGGCCGAGAGCGGCCGCGAUCUGGACCGCGCGCUGAAUGACCACUUCCUGUCGGACGCGGCCCCGUAUGCCGGGGAGUUCCUCUUCCGGGACCGGUGGCUGCCGACCUCCGGCCCGGGGUCCGAGGACUACCCCCGGCCGACGCACGAGGUCCAGCAGCCCAAGUCGUCCGGGGGGAAGGCGGCCCGCAAGGAGGCCGCCACCCCCGGAGGGGGGGCCGGCCGGCUGACGGACGACUCGGACCCCGGGUCCACGGUCCCCCCGCCGACCGACGUCAUCAUGGACAAUGAGGACAACAUCGUCGGCGAUUGGGACCCCCAGCGGGACUUCACCUUCGCCUCGCUGAUCGGCCGGCCGCGGGCCAGCACCAAUGGCGAGCGCGUGGACGAGCACAUGUUCAUGGUGCACCUGCGCGGCCGGCCGGCCAUCAUCCUCAUGGGCCCGCGCAUUCGCCAAAUCCAAAGCACCCCCAACAUGCCGGAGAUUGCCCCGGGGUCGGUGGUGACGCCGGACAUGCUGCGCCGGCCGACCUUCAUGCCGGAGCGGCAUCUGGCCAUGCGGUCGCUCACGCCCGGCGGGAAGACCGUGGCUUUGGUGUCGGCCCUGGGCAGCUUGCCGAGCUGUGCCCGGGACAUGCGCUGGCACGCGGCCCCGCACGCCACCGCCGGCGUGGAGCUGGCCGAGUGCGCCUGGCGCCGGGGGUCCCCCUGGACCCCGGUCACGCUGAACUUCCUGUCCUCGCGCAAUUCCUACGAGAUCGGCUUCGGCCACUCGGGCCGCGGGGCCGACAGCACCAGCCUCUACCAGCUGCUGGGCCGGCGGGUGGAGACCGGGGCCGCGCGCAUCCUGGCCACUCCGACCGGCAUGGGGCCGGCCGGGCAGGGGCCCCCCGCCGGGGUCCGGUCCCGGCGCCAUGCGCACCCGGGCGCCGGGCCGCCGCCGGCCGCCGCCGCCGCCGCCGCCGCCGCCGCCGCCGCCGCCGCCACGGCCAGCCCCGAGGUCAUCCCCCCGUCGGAGCCCCAGAUCCGGCCGAUGCCGGACACCCCGCCGCGCGUGUCCGAGGACAACAUCAUGCGCGAUUUGUCCCACACCCGGCAGGUGUUCUUCCUGAAGGACUUCGGCCAGGAGUCCAAUGUCGACCCGACGGCCGGCGGCCGGGUGGGCGGCGGCAGCUCCGGCGCCUUUGUCGUGGUCGACCGCAUUGGCCAGGGGGUCCUCGGGCCGGACGAGCGCCAGCCACCCGGCGGCGGCCUGACCCGCGUGUACGAGUGGGUGCUGGACAGCCUGUGUCUCUUCCACGAGUGGGACGACAUGUACAUCGACGCGCCGGAUGCCGGGCUGCCGCGGCAGCGCGUGUACAAGCGCCUGCCGGCCUACGACACCGGGUAUGAGGAUGUGCCGGAUGGCGACCCGAGCCGCAUGGCGGCCGAGUGGCGCGUCCGGCGCUUCGGCCCCAAUGAGGUCAUCGUGUCGUUCGACGCCCCGGGCAUGGCCGGCCACAGCGUCCGGGUGUUCACCACGCAGCCCAUCUCCAUGAUGGUGGUCGAGGAGACGCCCAUCACCGAGGGCGCUCCCUCGUCGAUGCUGAUGUCCCGGUCGGCCCCCCGGCGGUGGGCUCGCACCCGGUACAUGUCCUAUCGCCUGCGGCUGGGGUUUGUCCUGCCGCCGAAGGGCGGCGCCGCCGGGUACACCACCCCCGGGCUGGAGGCCGCCGAGAUGACCCUCUGCCAGGUGGUGUCGGUGUACACCCCGCGCGAUGGGGCCCGCACGCACCUGCACCGGACCUUCCGGUCGGAGGACAUCCGCCGGGGCUUCCGCGGCCGGGUGCGCCAGCUGCUGGACUUCGGCACGCGGGCCCAGCUGCUGUCCGUGUCGCAUGGGCUCAUCACCCGGCCGGUGGCCACGCUGGCCAAGCGCGAUGCGGAAUUCGUCCGGGCCUGGUCGCAUGCCGGCGACCACCGGGCCUACGAGCAGGCCCGGCGGGUGGACAGCGCGCGCUUCCUGAUGGAGUUCUUCCCCCAGCUGCCGGGGGCCGAGGGCCCGGCCGCCGGGCCGACCGCCUCGCUGCUCGGGUCGCACUUGCUGACGCUGCACGAUCGCCUGUCCGGGCACCGGGCGGUCCUGUCGCUGGCCGACAAUCGUGAAGCCCUCCUGCGGCUGGACCCGAAUGCCAGCUACGGCCGGGCUCGCUUCGAUGCCGCAUGCCACCACAGCCUGGUGGAUGGCCGGCUGAAGUUGCGGGCCGAGGCGUGCCUGCUCACGCGCCGGGGGGCCGCCCUGUCGCGGGCCGAGCUGCUGGAGCUGACCCAGGAGCCGCGACGGGUGGCCGACACCGGCGGCACCUCGACCCGGGUGCUGGAACCGGCCGGGCCGCCGGCCGGGUCCACCGGCGGCGGCGGCGGCGGCGGUGGCCGGAAGAAGGCCCCCGCCGCCGGGUCCGGGCCCGGCACCGACCCCAACCCCUGGCCGGAGGCGCUGCAGCGCGACCGCCGAGCCACCAACACCCUGCAGCCCAUCUGGAGCGCGGACGACCGGUCGGCCGACUGGACGGGCCUGGUGCUGGGCUGCCCGCAGCCGCCCUUCAUCCGGGACCGGCGCAAUCCCCUGUGGCUGGGGCAAAUGGCCCACCUGUGGGACGCCGAGGUCCUGCUGCAGCCGACCACUGUCGAGGCCCUGCGCGGGGUGCUGACCCCGCUGCCCCGGGUGCGGGUGUGGCUCAGCGGCGACUGGCAUCUCGGCCGGAGCCGCAUGCCGGCCGACCGGCAGGCCGACUACCCCGGCGAGGAGACCCUGCAGCCGACCACCUCCACCACCUUCGUGGCCGGGACGUGCUUUGCCUCCGGCAUCCGGGACCUGCGCGUGGUCAUGGCCCUGGACGCCGAGCCGGACGUCGACUCGCCCGGCAGCUCGACCUAUCCCCACCGGGCGCUGUUUUACGGCCCGGCGGCCUUCGGCCGGGAGCCCGGCGCUCCGACCGGCGGCGGCCCGGUCUUCAUCCCCGGCCCCGGCAUGGAGGAUGACGAUGGCGGGGACAUCGAAAUCCGCUACACCAUCGACGGGUCGGAGCCCACCUCCACCAGCCCGCUCUACUCGGCCGGGCUGACCGGGCUCCGGCUGCAGCCGCGCACGGUCAUCAUCCGGGCGCGGGCCUUCCGCCGGUCGGCCCUGGGUCGGAAUUCGCUGGCCCUGCCGGCCGACCGGUCGUCCACGCGCGCCGGCCCCGAGGCCCUGUCCUUCUUCCAGGCCCGGCGGUAUGCUCGGGCCCCGGUCCGGCGCUUGCCCCCUCCGGGGCAGGGCACGUCGGCUCGUGCGCUGGCCGACGAACCCCACGAGCAUGGGGGGGCGGCGGCGGCGGCGGCGGCGGCGGCGGCAGCACCGGCAGCGGUGGCCGCCGACUUGGCCGGCGACCAGUCGGCCCCGUCGUCCCCCUGGCUGGCGCUGGUGCCGAAGAUGCCGGCCGGCGGCGGCCGGCCCGGGCACCCGUCCUCGACGCCGACGCCAUGUCCCGCCCGGGCCCCGGGGCCCGAGGAGCCGGGCACCGCCGGGCGCUUCUCCCGGCAGCCAAGCGACUUCGACCAUCUGACCGAUCUCCUGAGCCCGGAUCUGGUGCCGGUGUCGGCGUGGUCGCCGGUGCCGGCGGCGCCGGGUUCGCCGCCGCGCGGGCGCCCGGCCGCCGUCGCAUCUGCCGCCAUGGCCGGCCCCGGCAGGGGGGCCGAUCUGUCCCCGCUGCUGGUCGCGCACAGGGAAAUGCCCCCGCUCCGGCCGGACACAGGCCCGGCUGCCCGGCGGACCGAGGAGCAAGCGGAAGAUGAGGAGCAGCAGCAGCAGCAGCCGCAGCAGCCGCAGCAGCCGCACGGCGCCAUGGCUGUGGCCGCCUCGGCCGAGGUGGCCCCGGCCCCCGGGCCGCUGACGCGCGAGGCGGCCCAGCGCGAGAAGGACGCCAAGCUCAUCCAGUCGGACGCCACGAAGGCCGGCCUGCGCAAGGGCCUGGCCGCGCGGGCGCUAUUUGGCUUUGAGAGCCGGAUCAUGACCCUCGGCGAGCCGGGCGUCCGGCUCGUCGGCGAGGGGGUCCACCAGGAGGACUUCCUCCGCGCGGCGGCCCUGGACCCCUUGGCCCCGGCCACGCACGGGCUGGUCCUCGGGCCCGGGUGGGCCACCAGCAGCCCGGCCCCCCUGGACGGGGCCCUGCGCCGGGCCGUGGAGACCCGGUGGCUCGGUCGCCGGGACCCGGACCUCCCCCUGCCGCAGGGGAUCGGCGGCGAGGGCCAGCCACCGGCCAUCACCCUGCCGGACACCUACAUCCGGCCGACCACCCGGCCGGACCUCGACACCCCGCCCGCCAAUGGGGUCAGUGUGCGGUCGGACGCGGCGGCCCUGCUGCGCGCCCCGCCGCCGCCGCCGCCGCCGCCGCCGCCGCCGCCGGCCCCGCAGGGGCACAAGAAGAAGCUGAUGACGGCCGCCACCGGCGCAUCGGCGGCCGACGACGACCGGCCCCAGGGCCACCGGCCGCCGGCGCAGGCGAAGCAGCCACGCGCCGAGCCCGAGGCCGCCAAUCCCUUCAUCCCGGACCGCUUCGACAUGCUGGCCACCCGGUGGCAGUUCCCGCUGGACCAGGCCCCGGCCGUGCUGUAUGUCAUGGACGGCAUGCUGGCCAUCCCCCAAGCCGGGCUGUACACCUUCCACUUCGACCCGUCCCUGCUGAACCCCCAUGAUGCCGGGUCGGCCGAGCACAUCCGCCUCUGGCUGUACCGCAUGAGCCCGGGGUUCCAGCUCCCGGACGCGGCCUCCGGCGGGGCCAAGUCCGUUCGUCACCGCGGCGACCCGACCAUCGACGAGGUGGCCCGCGGCGGGACCGGCAACAACCAGGACAUCUUCACCCCGCUGGAGCGCUUCCCCGAGACCGGCUACUCCGACCGGGCCGAUCGCGAAGGGUGGAUGCCCCUGCACACGGCCGACACGGCCAUCGGCAUCCCGGUGGCCUCCUGCAUCGAGGCCGACCCGUGGACCCUGACGCGGUCCGGCUGGGGCAGCUGGACCGUCGGCCUGGCCCGGGGGUGGCACCGUCUGCGUGUGGCCUACAUGGACGGCCGAGCCGGGGCCGUCACCGCAUGCCCCUCCAAUGCCAAGGUCGAAAAGCCGCCAGCCGGCCCGACCUUCGGCGAGGACCACACCGACGACGGCCCCGGCGAGUCGGCCCCCGGGCCCGGCGGCGGCGGCGGCGGCGACGCGGCCACCCCCCAGCCCCCGGCAGGGGGGAACACCGACGCCACCCCCGGCGGCGCCAGGCAGCCGGUGUGCACCCCCGACGCCGGGCUCCGGGCCGAGCUGCCCAUUCGGCAUUCCACCUGGCGGAACUUCCCCCGGCGCGACCUGACCGUCGAGCCGGCCAGCCGCGGCGAGGACAUCCUUCGGGGCGACACGUCGGCCCUCAUCCUCAUGAGCGGCCCCGGACUGGACGGGGUCACCCCCAUCCCCCGGGCCUGGCUGUGGCACGACCCCGACGUGUCGGCCCUGGACCUGGGGCCCACUCAGCCGCUCUCUUGA
Molecule: messenger RNA, 9309 nt
Organism: Fonticula alba
Lineage: Eukaryota; Rotosphaerida; Fonticulaceae
Exons: 1
Coding region: 1-9309 (3102 amino acids)
Source: RefSeq, a predicted model, not a curated record